CUGAUGCUGGACACUGGACAGUGCCGCGCGCGCGCGCAAACGACGCACGCGUUCACUCAGCCAUCUUGAAUUUAUUUAAAGGAUAGCAGCCAUGUUUCGACGAGGAGUUUUGUUGACAAUUUUCCUGCAAGUAACUCAAAAUGUGCAGACAUCCCAGCAAGUGCAGCUGUCGGAGUCCUACCUGCCAGUGGCCAUGCAGGUCAUCGCGCACCUCACAGACCAGAUGGCCUUCGAAGUGAAGGACGACCUUCCCCCCAGGACCUCCACUACCGCUAAACCUCUGGAUAUAACGACACCUUUCCACAAACCUGGUCUCUUCGCCCCACCAUACCCUCCUAAACCAACAGAUAAAGGUAUCUCAAAGAACCAGAACUACGUCCUCCUGCCCGUAGAGCAAAACGCAGAAUACACAAUCAUAGAACCACAGGAGAAGAAGACCGAAGAGCCAUUCCUUUCAGCUCAUGAUGAGGAGGUCAAACCUCUGAUGGAGCCUAAACCUAACCUGUCGCAUCAGUUCUUGCCUUUUGAACAAGACAUUAAAGCUUCCAGACGCUCUGAUGGGUACGAGGACAUUGAUGAGGAAAGCCUGCAGUACUUAUCACAGAACGUGAGGGACAUGAUCAGAAUGGCCAAUGACCCCGAUGACGACCGAGUGGUGGAUGUGUGGGACGGACUGAGGGCCAGUCCGUCGGAGCCUUCCGCUAGACAGAAGCUGUCAUCCUCUAACUUGAGGCUGUUGCUGCUGUAUGAUCUACUCAGCAGGGAUGCCAAGAGGCAGAGGCUCUCGGAUUACACUGGAUUCUCCCCGAACGUGAUGAGGGCCUUAGUGGAAUCCUCGGGUGGUGGAGCCAGAGCACAACUCAGCAUGGCCCUGGCCAGGAUGGUGGAGCGCCACGACUGUGGCCACGAGUACGCCAACAACCGCGCCAGGGAAAUGGUCGCCGAGCUGGCCAGAGACGAGUCAAAGCUGUCGUCUGAACUGAGAUACUUACAGCCACUUGUCUAUAAGUUCGAAUAAAUAAGUCUGAUCGUAAAGGUAUAUCAAAAAGCAUGGGUAAUGGAAAAUUCUGAAUUUAUAAAGCACAGUUAUUACAGGCAUAUGAGGCUUAACACCUUCACCUCAGGUUGUCGGACACAGCGCGGCAAUUUGUAGGGCAUCCUCACGAGCAUACCCAGCUCCUGGUACGAUUGUGCUUGGUUUUUGAACAUUUUGCAGAGGUCCUUCUAUAAUCGAUACUGAAAAACUGUGUUUUUUUAUUUUAAUCUGUCUGUUACAUACAGACAGACAGACAAAAAUGAAUGGCCGCCAUACAUUUUAUAAGAGAGCUCAAGCUAAGUUUACCUAUUUAGAUCUUCAAAAAACCAAAAAAUACCUUUACUUUUUGAAUUGCCUUAUUUUUACAUUGAAUUGUUUUAUAUAAAUUGAAGAUGUGUAUUAUGGUAGCCAAUAUAGUCAGCAUAUUAAUAGAAAUCCCUUAUUCAUUAAGUUCUCUGAGAGUAAUCAGUCAAAUAGAUACAAAGUUAAUAAGAAUAUACAUCCCGCGAUCACGUUGAGUUGUCUAUCUUUUACAAUAAAUAACUUAAUACGAGUUAAAUGGUUCGGAAAUACCUGUGCCCUUAAAAUAAGCUUACUAUAGAACACACUAUAGAAAACAAAUGAUUUCACGUGGUCUUAUCUUUUAACCUUUUGUGUAGGUGUUGAUACAUGUAGCUACAGGAUCUGUUAAGAGUAAGCAACAAGCUGUAUUGGUUAACCAUAAUAUAAAGUACGGAAACAAAAACCAUAAUAAUUAUU
Molecule: messenger RNA, 1795 nt
Organism: Pararge aegeria (speckled wood butterfly)
Lineage: Eukaryota; Metazoa; Arthropoda; Insecta; Lepidoptera; Nymphalidae
Gene: ImpE3
Exons: 6
Coding region: 92-1018 (308 amino acids)
Source: RefSeq, a predicted model, not a curated record